Messenger RNA from Rhopilema esculentum, 1076 nucleotides. Its product is annotated as prohibitin 1. Gene Ontology annotation, biological process: mitochondrion organization. The record is from RefSeq and is a predicted model, not a curated record. Lineage: Eukaryota; Metazoa; Cnidaria; Scyphozoa; Rhizostomeae; Rhizostomatidae. Gene Ontology annotation, cellular component: membrane; mitochondrion.
GGCUAGGCCCUCCAUCGAGAGAUCCAGUUGUUAAUAUUAUAAAACACAUUCGGCAUGACGGCUAGGCUGUUAAAUUCGAUCGGAAAGCUCGGCAUUGGUGUUGCUAUAGCUGGAGGAGUCUUAAAUAGUGCUUUGUAUAAUGUUGAUGGUGGACACAGAGCUGUCAUAUUUGACAGAUUUCAAGGUGUAAAACCUGAUGUGAGUGGGGAGGGUACUCAUUUUCUUAUUCCAUGGGUGCAAAAGCCAAUCAUAUUUGAUAUAAGAAGUCGACCAAGGAAUGUGCCAACAAUCACGGGUAGUAAAGAUCUCCAAAAUGUAAAUAUCACCCUAAGGAUUUUGUAUAGACCAGUUGCAUCACAGCUACCAAAAAUAUACAUGUCUCUUGGUGAAGAUUAUGAUGAGAGGGUUCUUCCAUCUAUUACCGCAGAAGUGUUGAAAGCUAUUGUUGCUCAGUUUGAUGCCAGCGAACUUAUAACUCAGAGAGAAUUGGUAUCUCAAAAAGUUCAAGAAGCACUGGUUGAAAGAGCACAUUCAUUUGGUCUAGUGCUUGAUGAUAUUUCGCUGACUCACUUGACUUUUGGAAAAGAAUUUACAGAGGCUGUUGAAAUGAAGCAAGUUGCUCAGCAAGAGGCUGAAAGAGCUAGAUUCUUGGUCGAGAAGGCUGAGCAACAGAAAAAAGCAUCAAUUAUUUCUGCUGAAGGAGAUGCCAAGGGUGCUUCAUUGCUGUCAUCUGCAUUUGAAGAGGCUGGCGAAGGCCUGGUUGAGCUGCGUAAACUUGAAGCUGCAGAGGAAAUAGCUGAUAGACUUUCAAAAUCAAGAAAUGUAGUUUACCUACCAGAAGGACAAGGCGUGUUACUAAAUAUGCCAGCUGCAUAACAGUGAAUUUUUGUUUAUGAUUUGUCGCUAAUGUGUGUUUGAAACUUUUAAGACCAGAUAAAUGAUAGCCUGCUUAUAUGUAUGUUGGGUAGAAUUAGAAGCAGCUCUGGGAAUUUAUGUAUUCCUUAUUUCUAGAAACCCCCUUAAGAGACAAAAUGGUUAUCUUAAAUGCAGCUUCAUUUUUGCAAAUAGUGUCAUAA